CAAAAAUGUGUUUUCAACGAAAGCGCUGUACUGCGCUGGUUGAUUGACUUUGUGUUGUUUUUAUCUGUUUGUACACUGAAAGUAAACAGAUAAAGAUAACAGACAAGAAGGCGAUACUCUUAAACUGACGUGGCCGGCUUGUGCAAACCGUGGGAGUUCCGGUGCGAGGACGGCAAGUGUGUUGGUGGAUGGGGGAGGUGCGACGGUGGAAGGCACUGCGGCGACCGCUCCGACGAGGAAGGCUGCAACGUGAUCCCCAGCGUGGCGCUCCCCGCCAACGCCUCGGUCACGGCCCGCGUGCAGUACGCGCAUGUACACGAAGCCAUCGAGCUGCACCUGUGCAGCGCCCAUUUCUGCAGCACUGUGUGGCUGCGGGGCGUGGGGGAAGACGGCACGCUGAGGACCACACGGACGGCUACGAUUUCUUCCCUCCCGGCGAGAAGGUGCUGGAGGCGCAGCACCGGCCCGGGCGGCUCGCCGUGUGGCUGCAGGGCCGGCCGGACGACGUGGCGGAGGUCCCCGUGGAGGCGGACUACGGCACGCUCAGGGUCAGGCCUUGGAACUGGGCCACCGACAUGCCCGUAGAGUUCAACGUGACGGCCGGCGACUGCGGGGCGUCGGAUCUCUUCAAGUGCAAGGACGGCAGCGGGUUCAUCGGUGGCUGUGUUCCUGGGCAGCGGAGGUGCAGCGGCGAAGAGGACUGUGGCGACGGCUCCGACGAGGAAGGCUGCGAUGCUCACACGGUGGCCCUGCCGCCAAACGCUUCGGUGACGGUGCGCGUGCAGUUUGCACGGUUGCAUCGCUACGUCGAGCUGCACCUGUGCGGCGCCCGGAACUGCAGCACCCUGAUGCUGCACGGCGAGAGGCCCGACGGCACGCUGGCGUACGAGGCGACCGCGUCCUGCAACCGCCUCGGCAGGGACUGCACCAACAUCCUCGAGGCCCACAUUUCAGGCCCGCACAACUUCGUCUUCGGCGAGGUGGUGCUGGAGGCGCAGCACCGGCCCGGGCGGCUCGCCGUGUGGCCGCAGGGCCGGCCGGAAGACGCGGCGGAGGUCCCCGUGGAGGCGGACUACGGCACGCUCAGGGUCAGGCCUUACGUCUGGUCCGCCGACAUGCCCGUGCAGUUCACUGGAAUCCGCCCGCCACGACUUCUUCCUGAAGAUGUUGAUGGAGCACUUGCUCUUUCAGUGGAAGCAGCUGUUGAUGCAGGAGGCGUUGGCCUGUUGUUUGAAGAACGUGGAGAGUUUGGCAUUUCCUCAUUACUGUUCUCUGGAACAUUGCUCUGAGCUGAAAGACGUACUCUGGGUGGAGUUUUAUUUGGUGAAAUUUCUCUGUAGUUUCUCUUGGUCACAUUCCUUGGAGAAGCUCCUGUUCACGGCAAAUAUAAAUUGUGUUUUUAGAAUGUUGCAUGAUUUCUCG
Molecule: messenger RNA, 1422 nt
Organism: Thrips palmi
Lineage: Eukaryota; Metazoa; Arthropoda; Insecta; Thysanoptera; Thripidae
Exons: 8
Coding region: 189-1289 (366 amino acids)
Cellular component (GO): plasma membrane
Molecular function (GO): protein binding
Source: RefSeq, a predicted model, not a curated record